AUGUCCACCUACUUCGAGACCGUGUCCAAGUCGUUCGUCGACGUGCCCGUGUCGGCCGACGGCGUCGACACGCUCCAGUUCCUCGAGGCCGCCGAGGGCCUCAUAAAGAUGUUUGACCUCCUCGGCAGUACCGCCUUUACCAUCGUCCAGAACGACAUGAACGGCAACGUCACUAAAAUCCGCACUCGCUACAACGCUGCGCCGGCACAGUCGCAGACGCUCGAGCAGCUCGUCGCCAACGAGCAGGGCGAGAAGAAGCGCACCGCGACCGAGGGUCUCUUGUGGCUCCUCCGCGGCCUCCGCUUCACCCAGGUCGCGCUCAAGCGCUCGCAGGCCAACAAGGAGGAGGAACUCGCCGUCUCGUUCACCAAGGCGUACGAGGAGACGCUCAAGAAGCACCACUCGUUCGUCGUGCGCCCCGUCUUUGGCCUCGCCAUGAAGGCGUGCCCGUACCGCAAGGACUUUUACGCCAAGCUCGGCCCGCCGUCGGCGCCCAUCGACUCGGAGCUCGACAAGUGGAACUCGGCCCUCGGCAGCAUCCUCGACCGGCUCGAGCAGUUCUACGUCGCUGGCAAGCACGACAAGGGCUUCUGAGUGCGCCGGUGAGAUGGGAGGAGAGCGGGCAGGUCCCGCUCGGGGCGCAGGAGCGAACGGGCGGUCGGGGAGGACGAGUCGGAGCCGAGCGGUUGCCGUAGCGCUCGACCUUGUCUCUGUGCGGCUCCUUUGCACCUGCAGUAUCGUCGGUCUGGCUGUC
Rhodotorula graminis WP1 is the source of this 754-nucleotide messenger RNA. RefSeq lists its product as uncharacterized. Bases 1 to 594 code for a protein of 197 amino acids. The transcript has 6 exons. The record is from RefSeq and is a predicted model, not a curated record. Gene Ontology annotation, molecular function: ceramide 1-phosphate transfer activity; ceramide 1-phosphate binding. Gene Ontology annotation, cellular component: cytoplasm; membrane; cytosol. NCBI's taxonomy places the organism in Eukaryota, Fungi, Basidiomycota, Microbotryomycetes, Sporidiobolales, Sporidiobolaceae. Gene Ontology annotation, biological process: intermembrane lipid transfer; ceramide transport.